Molecule: messenger RNA, 4300 nt
Organism: Oncorhynchus masou masou (cherry salmon)
Lineage: Eukaryota; Metazoa; Chordata; Actinopteri; Salmoniformes; Salmonidae
Product: cysteinyl leukotriene receptor 1-like
Exons: 5
Coding region: 378-1478 (366 amino acids)
Biological process (GO): G protein-coupled receptor signaling pathway
Cellular component (GO): plasma membrane
Molecular function (GO): leukotriene receptor activity
Source: RefSeq, a predicted model, not a curated record
GAGAGAGAGAGAGAGAAGGUAUGUGUAAGAGAGGGAGAGAGUAAGAAAAAGAGGGAGAUUAAGAUAAAUAAAUAUUAAGAGAGCGAUAGAGAGGGAGAAAGGUAAAGAGAGAGUAAGAGAUAGAAAGUGUUAUUGAGAGAAAGCGUCUGAGAGAGGAAGUGGAAGAGAGAGAGACCUAGGAGGUGCAGCAGAAGUUGUGUGAUUGUAUCAGUGUGUCCCAAAGCAACAGUACUCUGAGGCUGAAGCAGAGCAGCAGGUUCUAUCAUCUGUCAGGCAACAGUCUGCAGGUUACGAACUGACACAAUGCCAAGCGUCGUCUGGAGUGGUGUAAAGCUUACGCCAUUGGACUCUGGAGCUGUGGAAAUACAUUCUCUGAUAUGGAUCUAGAGGAGUUUGACAACGUGACUCUGAGGUACAACGCCACCAACUGUCCAUCUAUCGAUGAAUUCCGUAACCAGGUGUACUCUACGGUGUACUCUAUCAUCACCGUGUUCGGCCUGGCCGGUAAUGGGUUCGCCUUGUUGGUUCUGGUUAAAACGUUCCGUCAGCGUUCUGCUUUCCACAUCUACAUGUUGAACCUGGCCGUGUCCGACCUGCUGUGUGUCUCCACGCUGCCGCUACGGGUCCUCUACUACGUUAAUAAGGGUCAUUGGAACCUGGGAGACUUCCUGUGCAGACUUUCGUCCUAUGCCCUCUACGUGAACCUCUACUGCAGCGUGUUCUUCAUGACUGCCAUGUCCGUCACACGCUUCCUCGCCAUCGUGUUCCCCGUGCAGAACCUGCGCCUGGUCUCAGAGCGUCGCGCCCGUUUGGUGUGUGUCUGUAUCUGGGUGUUCAUCUGCACUGUCUCCUCCCCCUUCCUCAUGACUGGUCAACACCUCCACCCAGCCACCAAUAAGACCAAGUGCUUCGAGCCUCCAGAGCGCAGAACAGGGGGUGGGCUUAAGAAGCUCAUCAUGCUCAACUACUUAUCAUUGGCUGUGGGCUUCGUCCUUCCCUUCCUGGUCAUCCUGCUGUGCUAUGUCGGGAUCAUUCGGGCCCUGCUGUCACGGCAACAUACUGCACAGCGCCAGAAGGGGGCGGGGUCUAAGGCUAUCCGAAUGAUCAUCAUUGUGAUGCUGGCGUUCCUGCUGUGCUUCAUGCCGUACCACAUCCAGCGCUCCGUCCACCUCAGCUUCCUGUCCCAGACUGCCACUUCCUGUUCGGAGCUGGUGUACAUGCAGAAGAGUGUGGUGGUGACACUCUGUCUGGCUGCCUCCAACUCCUGCUUCGACCCCUUGCUCUACUUCUUCUCUGGAGAGGGCUUCAGACGACGCCUGUCAAGCUUCAGGUCCACUAUCAGGACACAGAGACAACCGCAGAGACAGGGGGCACAGCCACCGCUGGGGAGGGGAACAAAGAGAGAGAGAGAACCGGUCCUACCCAGCACAGCAGAGACAAAGGGCACAGCCACAUCUGGGGAGGGGAACAAGCUAUAGGGGAGAGAGAAAGAGAGUUAAUCUGUCCAGUGUCUGUGUUCUUUUGCCCAUCUUAAUAUUUUAUUUUUAUUGGCCAGUCUGAGAUAUGGCUUUUUCUUUGCAACUCUGCCUAGAAGGCCAGCAUCCCGGAGUCGCCUCUUCACUGUUGACAUUGAGACUGGUGUUUUGCGGGUACUAUUUAACUUCUUAUGGUAUAGGGGACGCUUGUGUCCCACUUGGCCAAAAGCCAGGGAAAAUGCAGCACGGCAAAUUCAAAUAAAAUUAUAUAAAAAUCUAACAUUAAAUCACACAUGUAAGAUACUAAAUUAAAGCUACACUCGUUGUGAAUCCAGCCAACAUGUCAGAUUUUAAAAAGGCUUUUCGGCGAAAGCAGAAUAAGUAUUAUCUGAUGAUAGUACAACAGUAAACAAAGAGUAGCAUAUUUCAACCCUGCAGGCACUACACAAAACGUAAAAAUAAAAUAUAAAACAUGCCUUACCUUUGAAGAGCUUCUUUUUUUGGCACUCCAAUAUGUCCCAUAAACAUCACAAUUGGUCGUUUUGAUCGAUUAAUUCCCAUCCAUAUAUAUCCAAAAUGUCCAUUUAUUUGGCGCAUUUGAUCCAGAAAAAAACAGCUUCCAAAUUAGCGCAACAUCACUACAAAAUAUUUCAAAAGUUGCCUGUAAACUUUGCCAAAACAUUUCAAACUACUUUUGUAAUACAACUUUAGGUAUUUUUAAACGUUAAUAAUCGAUCAAAUUGAAGACGGGUCUAUCUGUGUUCAAUACAGGAAGACAACAAACCAAGCUACUUUUCAAGUCUUGCACAACUCUCAACAGUGUUACGCAGUUCCUAGAUGGCCGUACGUCUUCAUUGCACAAAGGAAUAACCACAACCAAAUUCCAAAGACUGGUGACAUCCAGUGGAAGCGGUAGGAACUGAAAACAAGUUCCUAAGAAAUAUAGUUUCACAAUGAGAAACUCACUGGACAGAGACCUACUCCCUGUGACGGGAGUAGUACAUGGCGUUGUACGAGAUCUUCAGUUUCUUGGCAAUUUCUCACAUGGAAUAGCCUUCAUUUCUCAGAACAAGAAUAGACUGACAAGUUUCAGUAGAAAGGUCUUUGAUUCUGGCCAUUUUUUGUCUGUAAUCGAAGCCAAAAAUGCUGAUGCUACAGAUACUCAACUAGUCUAAAGAAACCCAGUUUUAUUGCUUCUUUAAUCAGAACAACAAUUUUCAGUUGUGCUAACAGAAUUGCAAAACGGUUUUCUAAUGAUCAAUUAGCCUUUUAAAAUUAUACACUUGGAUAAGCUAACACAACGUGCCAUUGGAACACAGGAGUGAUGGUUGCUGAUAAUGGGCCUCUGUACGCCUAUGUAGAUAUUCCAUAAAAAAAUCUGCCAUUUCCAGCUACAAUAGUCAUUUACAACAUGAACAAUGUCUACACUGUAUUUCUGAUCAAUUUGAUGUUUAUUUUAAUGGUAAAAAAAAGUGAUUUUAUUUCAAAAACAAGGACAUUUCUAAGUGACCCCAAACUUUUGAAUGGUGGUGUAUUGUAACGUCUGCUUCCAACUCACAUUCUGCAACACAUAGAUCCCCUGAAAGCAGCUCACUCUGCAACACAUAGAUCCCCUGAACGCAGCUCACUCUGCAACACAUAGAUCCCCUGAACGCAGCUCACUCUGCAACACAUAGAUCCCCUGAAUGCAGCUCACUCUGCAACACAUAGAUCCCCUGAACGCAGCUCACUCUGCAACACAUAGAUCCCCUGAAUGCAGCUCACUCUGCAACACAUAGAUCCCCUGGACGCAGCUCACUCUGCAACACAUAGAGCCCCUGAACGCAGCUCACUCUGCAACACAUAGAUCCCCUGAACGCAGCUCACUCUGCAACACAUAGAUCCCCUGAACGCAGCUCACUCUGCAACACAUAGAUCCCCUAAACGCAGCUCACUCUGCAACACAUAGAGCCCCUGAAAGCAGCUCACUCUGCAACACAUAGAUCCCCUGAACGCAGCUCACUCUGCAACACAUAGAUCCCCUGAACGCAGCUCACUCUGCAACACAUAGAUCCCCUAAACGCAGCUCACUCUGCAACACAUAGAGCCCCUGAAAGCAGCUCACUCUGCAACACAUAGAUCCCCUGAACGCAGCUCACUCUGCAAUACCUAGAUCCCCUGAAAGCAGCUCACUCUCCAACACCUAGAUCCCCUGAACGCAGCUCACUCACCAACACACAGAUCCCCUGAACGCAGCUCACUCUCCAACCCAUAGAUCCCCUGAACGCAGCUCAUUCUGCAGAUCCCAAUCACCUGAAUUCUGAUCACCUGUUCACACACCUGUAUGUCAUUAUCACACACUAUUUAGUUCAGUUCUUUGCACCCCAUCACUGUGAGGUAUUAUUUGUUUUGUGACACAUGGCUUUCAGAGCACUGGGUUUCCUGUGAUUUACUCCCGUGUAUGAUAGUUUUUACCUGCCUCACUAACGAUGCCUGUUGCUUAUUUCCUGCCUGUACUUUAGCCUACUGGAUUUCCUGUUAUCAACCUAUGACCUGAUCUCCCGGACUACAUUACUAACCUUUUCCCUGCCUGUACUGUUGCCUUUUUGGAGCCCCUGUGUAUGACCUUCUGACUGCCCCUGGACCCAGCUACCUGCCUCCUCCUGUGGUCCUUUGCAAUAAACACCUGCUGCGCCCUGGGCUUGAAACCAGCUCUCUGUCACCCAUGGUGUUCAUUACAUAUAUAUAUAUCAGUAAUUUGGCUGCACAUAUUUUUAGAUAUCGGCCUAUUGUAAAUGUUAUUGCGUCACUCUCUUUUUUUCAACAAUAAAUACAAGUACAAACAA